UAAUAAAAUAAAUUUUUAAAUUUUAAAUUAAUUUUAUGUAAUUUAAAAUUAAAAGUCGAAAUUAAUAUAUGUUUUUUUUCAUUAUUUUUUGACUAAAGGAGAGGAUAUUCUUUGUAAUUAAUGAUUUGAUUUGUAAAGAUUGGAGAAAGAUAGAGCAAGAUGGCGUGAAUGGUACUUAUAUUUUUGCUGGGAGGAUGAGAAUUACUUUUCAUUUUUGUGUAAACAUUCUCUUCAAUCUUGAUGUGAAUCAAGCAUGAAGGAUUAAAAAGCAUUUUCACCCUAAUCCUUACAAUUUCCUUCCUCCACAAAGCUCAACCGCCUCCAUAUUCCUCCUUCUUCUCUCACAUACAGUAUUAAUGGCGAUUGGCUUCGAACCCCUACUCGUUUUUCUCCUCUUCUCUUUAGGGGCAAUAUUAAGUUCUGCAGCAGUUAUCAGUCUUCAUAAUCAAUGCAGUGAUACAAUUUGGCCCGGUACUCUCUCCGGCAAUGGCGCGGCGAUUCUGGGUGAUGGCGGCUUCGAAUUGGCAUCCGGUGCCUCAGUCCAGUUCACGGCCCCAUCCGGUUGGUCUGGCCGAUUCUGGGCCAGAACCGGCUGCACGUUUGACCAGUCCGGCUCUGGAAAGUGCAUCACUGGCGACUGCGGUGGCGUAUUAAAAUGCAGAGGUGGUGGCGCGCCACCAGCGUCCCUCGUGGAAUUCACAAUCGCAUCCGACUCAAAGUCCAAGGACUUCUACGAUGUCAGUCUGGUGGACGGUUACAAUGUACCCUUAGGUGUGAGGGCAGUUAGCGGUUCAGGGAACUGUCAGUACGCCGGUUGCACGAAGGAUCUCAAUGCGAACUGUCCGGCGGAGCUACAGAUCGUCGAUUCAGGCUCUGUCGUUGCGUGCAAGAGCGCCUGCCUCGCUUUUAACACGCCGGAGUACUGCUGUACUGGCAACCACAGCACACCACAGACCUGCCCGCCGACGCGGUACUCAUCGAUCUUCAAGAAUGCGUGCCCUACCGCUUACAGUUAUGCUUAUGACGACGCCACGAGCACUUGUACCUGCUCCGGCUCGGACUAUUUGAUCACUUUUUGCGGGCAAUAAGUUUG
Rubroshorea leprosula is the source of this 1093-nucleotide messenger RNA. Lineage: Eukaryota; Viridiplantae; Streptophyta; Magnoliopsida; Malvales; Dipterocarpaceae. The record is from the annotation of a GenBank genome assembly.